AAAACCAAACAAACUUCCCUUCAGACCAAAGAGGAACAGAUCCAACACACACCCGGCGUUCUCUCCCGUCUUACAGCUAAACCAGAGCCAAACCCAGCCGUCACAAUGUCCGCAGCCAAGCGUGCCAAAGGAAAGACCACGAAGAAGCGCCCGCAGAGGGCCACCUCCAACGUCUUCGCCAUGUUCGACCAAUCACAGAUCCAGGAGUUCAAGGAGGCCUUCAAUAUGAUCGAUCAGAACAGAGACGGCUUCAUCGAUAAGGAGGAUCUGCACGACAUGUUGGCCUCUCUUGGGAAGAACCCGUCUGACGAGUACCUAGAGGGAAUGAUGAGUGAAGCUCCAGGUCCCAUCAACUUCACCAUGUUCCUCACCAUGUUUGGAGAACGUCUGAACGGGACCGACCCCGAGGACGUCAUACGAAACGCCUUCACAUGCUUCGAUGAAGACGCUUCUGGGUUCAUCCACGAGGAUCAUCUCCGAGAGCUGCUUACCACCAUGGGUGACCGCUUCACAGAUGAAGAAGUGGACGAGCUCUUCCGAGAGGCGCCGAUCGACAAGAAAGGGAACUUCAACUACGUCGAGUUCACUCGCAUCCUCAAACACGGCGCCAAAGACAAGGACGACAUGUAAAAACCAGCAGCCAGAUUCAUUUAGCAACUUAUUCUGUAUAUACUAAUCCCUUACAUGAAUGAUUUGCACAAUACAUGAGAAGUGAAAAUAUGGAUGAAUGUUUUAUUGUAAUAAAUGCUGCAAUAUUCCAUAAUAAAAGGAGAA
Messenger RNA from Pimephales promelas (fathead minnow), 774 nucleotides. It is a transcript of the gene myl9a, whose product is annotated as myosin, light chain 9a, regulatory. NCBI's taxonomy places the organism in Eukaryota, Metazoa, Chordata, Actinopteri, Cypriniformes, Leuciscidae. Gene Ontology annotation, molecular function: calcium ion binding. The record is from RefSeq and is a predicted model, not a curated record.